UUACUGUUAAUAUUAAAUAAAGAGUGACGCGUAUAAUAAAUAAAUUAAAGAAAAUAUAGAAAUAUAGCAUUAUAUUAAUUAUAAUAAUGUUUCACAAUAAAUAGUAAUGUCAAUCGUACUAAAUAAUUAAAUAUAGAAUAAUUAUGGAGGAAUAAACCUCUGAUAGCCUAGAAUAUUUAACUGGAAGAUUGUAUCUAAGUACAUAUAAAUAGAAUAAGUAAUAAGAAGUUGUAGAAUGGAUAAAGUGAAGAACGUAUAUGUGUAAGCUUAUAUCCCAAAUUUGAAUUAGUAGAAAGUAUAAAUGUAUAAGUAUAAUAUUUAGUAAAGAACAUAGAUAUAUAAGAAUAUAUACAUAUAAGCAUGAGUGUGAACAUGAGAGUAGUGGGGAGAAGUUGGAGAAUGAAGGUCCGAGAUCUCUCUGCCGUCUGAUGUAACUUCACUUCUCUCCGAGAACUCUUUACGAAUACAACUGUUAUUACUGAUCAAGUUUUAUCCAUACUUUAUAAUAAAAUUCAGUCUUCAGAUAAAAGUUAUUUUAUCAAUUACAUCUAUCCUUAAUCAUAGUUUAAUUAUUUCAUUAAAUAACAAUCAUAAUCAUCAUCAUCGUAGUAAACAAUAAAUUUAUCCACUGUUUUCAAAUUCAAAAUUUGGUCCCGCGUGACAACGAACUGCCCACUGUCCAGGAGGUGGCGUCAGCUCCGAUCCUAGUAACCUCCCAGGACAUAACAACUGGUGACAGCGGUGGGAUUGUCACAUCAAUCGGGUUCAACGCAAAUCUGGAGAUUCAACAGCGUUCCGGAAAAUCCUGAUUGGUCCAUCAGCGUUUUGAAAUUCAAAAGCAUCAUCGAGUGUAUUAUUCUGCAUCUGUUCCGGCGUUUCAAUAAGUUUAUCGGCGAUCUUCCAAUUCCAGAGGGUCAAUUCAACUGCGAAGGGUCAUCUAGGAGGAAACUUCAUGCUGACAGAAGAUAUUAGUGAAGUGAAAUUAUGUAGUGCGAUAUUAAUAAGGGCAAUUUCGCGAGUGAAAAGUGAAAAGUGAUUAUUUUUUUUAAGCGUCUUGAAAAUAAACGUUUUUUAUAAAAAAUAAAUAAUAAGAAAAAAAAAUGGCACAAGUGCAAUCAUUGAAAGCUGAUGAACUUCCGAGGAGCUUCGUAGAUGCUAUGCGAGUAUUGUUUCAAAUAAUGGACCAUGAAAAUACUGGAUUUAUAAAAUAUUUAGAUAUUGAAAAACGAUGGCAAGACGAUGGUACGCAGGAACUACCAAAAAAUGUUCUUGAAAAUUUAAAAAAAGUUACUCCAUCCAAUGGAUUAUUAACAUUCGAACGUUUAUGUACUGGUUUAAAAAUAUGUUUAGAACAGAAGCAAAAAGAUAUGGAGUCUUCGAAUAGCCAAAGUCAAUUUGUUACCCCGUUUUCAGCAUCAAAUUUGACGAUCAAUAGUCCCAUGAAAAAUUUAUUAACGUCUCCGAAUACAGCCACAAUACGGCCCAAUAAUGCCAUAUUACAACAACGUACAUUUAGUAUGCCUCAAUUAUCCGAAUCUCGUAAUGAUUCGCGAAAUAUUUCUUUGGACAUGUUUAAAGGAAAAUCCAUUACUGAUGUAAAAUCACUAAAAAUGUUUGGUCCACCGAAACCUCCAAGAACCGGUGCUGCGACUGACGGUCGACUACUGAACGCAGAUCGUAAUUUUGACAAAUCAGAAAUAAGAACAACGUUACAUAAUUGGCAAGUCGGACUUAUGUUGAACGAAGAAAAAUGUCUUCAAAAAAAACAAAUAUCGAAUGCAAACUAUAACGUUGACUCUAGAAGUUUGUUAAAGUCUCAAAAAAAUAUAAAAGAUGAUAAAUUAAUAGAUAUACAAUCUAAUCAUCUUGGAAUUUCGCAAAAGAAAAUAACAUCAAGAAAAAAAGAGUCUAGACGGCACACUUUACAAAAUGGAAUUGAUUUUAAUAUGAUGAAAAGAAUAAAACAAAUUGAAGAAGAAAAAAAUAUUUUACUCCAAGGAUUUGGGGCGAUCGAAAAAGCCCGAGAUUGGUACUUGAAACAAAUUUCCACAACUCAGGAUAAAAUAAAGCAUCUCGGUGAAAUGGCUUCUUAUGUGGAACAAUGGACUGAAUCUCAACAAGAACGAUUAGAACUUCAACGUGCACGCAUUCUCGAAGUAAAUCGACACCUAGCAGCUCUUAUAAAUAGUUGGGAAAGAGGUGGUCUUCCUCUCCAUAUGAAUUUAGCUUUUUUGAAUAGAUCUUCAACACAAAUAAACCAGGACAUUCUCACUCAAUUAAAACAUCAAAAUUACACAUUGACUGAGGAAGUAAACAAACAAAAUUAUAAAAUUGCAUUACUUGAGCAAGAGAAGGACAACCUUAUGCGAGAGCUAUACAACCAACAAAGAGGUAUAAUUCAAUCUCGGCGAUCGACGAUGAUUCAUGAGCAACAUGAUCAAACAUUCAUUAUUUGAUGUCUAUAAGGGAGCAAGAAUUUUUGUUACGAAAAACCACAGGAUGUGAAAAAUUUAUAUUCAAUUGGUGAUAAAAAAUCCAUGCCUUGUACAAAAGUCAUUUCGUUUCGAAUCAAUGAAUUUUAGUUUUCUAUGA
Microplitis demolitor is the source of this 2592-nucleotide messenger RNA. Its product is annotated as suppressor APC domain-containing protein 2. The transcript has 6 exons. The record is from RefSeq and is a predicted model, not a curated record. NCBI's taxonomy places the organism in Eukaryota, Metazoa, Arthropoda, Insecta, Hymenoptera, Braconidae. Bases 1101 to 2456 code for a protein of 451 amino acids.